Molecule: messenger RNA, 616 nt
Organism: Rhipicephalus sanguineus (brown dog tick)
Lineage: Eukaryota; Metazoa; Arthropoda; Arachnida; Ixodida; Ixodidae
Exons: 2
Coding region: 47-616 (189 amino acids)
Source: RefSeq, a predicted model, not a curated record
CAGACCUCACAGGUUAAAGCUACGAGGAGGCUGACAGACAUCAGAAAUGGCCGAUCCUUCUGAGAUUAACAUAAGCGCACUGCUGAACGUGCUAGAAACGAGACAUGUGCGGCCUUUUCUCCUCGACCUGGAAGAGAUGGUGCCAAGAAACCAAAGCGAGGUUCAGGAGCCAGGCAGUUACGAGGACUGGAUCUUCAGUCUAGCCAACGCGACGGGCCUCCAGGAUCCUCCAGUGUCGACUCCAGUGACAGACACUGGCAGCACCUCGCAAUUACCAUCCAACUGCGCAGAACUUCCAUCUCUGGACGCUUCCGUUGAAGACUGUGACAGCGCGGCUGCUUCGCCCACUGCGGCGUUGGAGACCGAUACUACCCCGUCGCGUCUGGAUGCGGACAAGUCCUGUUCUUCUUUUUGUACCGCGGAGUGCAAGGAGUUCCACUGUGCCGCCAGGUAUCGACUGCCUUCUCCCAUGCUCUGGUACUACGUCUGGAAACAGCGCCUGUGCGGCGAGGAUGGAUCGACGAUUCCGUCGGACAACGUCAUAAGGUGGCUGCGAGAACGGGUACACUGUCAAGAUCUGGGGCGCAUCGUGGCCGGUGAAGAAGUCGUCUCGUGA